Messenger RNA from Kickxella alabastrina, 1319 nucleotides. RefSeq lists its product as uncharacterized. The transcript has 2 exons. The record is from RefSeq and is a predicted model, not a curated record. The coding region runs from base 206 to 1120 and encodes 304 amino acids. Lineage: Eukaryota; Fungi; Kickxellomycota; Kickxellomycetes; Kickxellales; Kickxellaceae.
CAAUGGCGACGAGCAUGCUCUUGGGCCGGGCCACUUCAGGCAUGUGUUCUGGCACCAGCCAAACGUCCAGCUGCGCCCAUCCGCAGCGCCAGCGGCAACGCACCGGCAAGGGCUCCAGUCGCUGCCGCAGUCAACGGCGGCAUCGUACGUUGUUAGCUCAAACGGGUCGUUCGGCGACAUUUUUGCAGCGGCCAAUUCGGAGUACAUGAACCUCUGCCGCACAGCCUUCUUGCCCGGGCUGGAGCUCGACAGCCCCAUGCUGGUGGACUGCGAGCAGCUGGACUAUCCGGUCCCGGCCAACGGGCGGCUGCGCCAGCUGGAGGGCGCCGUGCUGUUCGGCCGCGUGCACACGCAGCCUGCCGCCACUGAGGCGCGUGGCGUGUCUUUGGCGGCGAUGGACUCGCCGAUCAGCGACGCGGGCACGGGCCGGACGCAGAUCUUGGAUUUUGCCGAGGCCGACAUUCGCGCUGGCCCCGCCUCCGCCGCAAAGUGUCGCCGUCCGUCUGCGCGCCCCGAAAUCAGACGCGUUGGCGAUCUGCUGUGGGCCGACGCCAGCGCUGCCGCCGGCGCCAUUGUGGCCGCUGCCACGGCGACGCCAGGGCCGCUGGUUGGCGCUGAUACCACGCAAGGCGCCGACACCAACCACUUCGAGGAGGCCUUGCCCAAUGGCAGCCCCGCUGCGCGUCUGGCUGGAAAGGCGCCCACAAAGUUUGCCACGAUAUCGGCCCUGGACCCCGUGAGUCUCCAGCUGCUUCGUUCGGCCGGCCGCGCAUCCAAAGAAGGCGCCGCUGCCGCUGCCGCCAAUGGAGCCAGCAGCGCUGCUGCAGCGACGCUGAACCCAAUGCUUCUGGCAAAGCUCGUUCGGUCGUCCCCGGACCCGCGCAGUCUUAUCUACGAUGCCUCGUCCCAGUUUGGAUCAAUGCGGUCCUUUGCGGCUCCGAACUCGGACAAUGCCGCUGCUGCGCCCUCAGAAAAGGUAAGGAAAAAUGGCGCUUGCCUUGUGUAUUACUGCUUGCGUGGCUUCAACGCCACGCCACGCCAUGCCACGCCAAGGCAAGGCAGUGAGUGUUGUUUGCUUGAAAGUGGUGGGUGGGGGAGGGACACUGUGGCCGCACUUUGAUUACGGCCAGUGCCGUGGCCAUUGUUUGCUGCUUUGCUCGCUCCCUCUAUUCCCCCAUCACCAUCACCACCAUCACCACCAUCGCCCACACCCGUCCUCGAUGCUGCACGCAGGCACGCAUGCAACCACACGUGCUGGGCAUAUGCGCCCUUGCAUCCUUCUACCACGGCGUCUUUUAUCGUCAGCAGCAGCUGCUAAA